UUGCGUAUUUCCUAAGAUAUCUUUAAAAUAUUAUAAGAAUAUAUUAUACAUUAAAUUUUUUAGGCGCAUGUAAACUAUAUUUGAAAAUCAGUAAGAAAUACUAACGUAAAUUAAUAGUAGUCUAGUAUCAAAGGCACGCAAUUAGAAAACCUGCUUUUCAGAUGGACCAAAUGCGACGCUUAAAUGUUAAACUGAGCUAAACUUCAACCUCAGUCAAAUUGUAAUUAUUAUUAAUUGUUUUAAUUUUGUUUUUGCGAAAAAAUCGCGAUUUACAAAGCACCAUAGAUAGCUUAUGGAAGGUUUAGGUAUUAAGACACAGAUGUUUACAUAGACGUAAUAAUUUACAAUAUUUAGCAUACAUAUAUAUUUAAUGGGAAUUAGUAUUUAUUCUUUAAAAUUGUUUUCAAUGUAUUUGGCUACAAAUCCCCUUACUCAAAUGUUAUUGAAUAAUUUUUAAAACAAAAAUGGCUUACCUACCUAUGUCUAUUCACAACAACUCAAACUUUCAACCUUGAUAUAUGGUAUACUUAAAAAUUGUUUUCACAAAUUUUCUACCUAGCUUAGCCUUCACGAGCGAACAUUUACGGAAGAUGAACUCCUUUGUUUCAGAAAGCAUUAAAAAAUGCAAUUUACGUAGUAGUUUUCCAUGUAAAUACUUUCAAGGCUAUUAAGCAAAUUACUAAUUUCUAAGAUAUAUAUAUUUGUAUGUACUAUAUAUGUAUAAUAUAUAUAUAUUAUUAUGCUAGAUGUUUAUACUUUCAGUUACACUAUAUAACUUGAGUAGUGAAGUCUACAUUUUUAGCUGAAAUUUUAAUUAAUUAAGUGAAAAUUUACCAUAGUAGUGUUAGCAUCAUCAAUGAUAUCAAUAAAAUAAAAUAUACUACGAAACUAUAUCAACAUCCACUUGAAAAGAAGACUGAAGGAAGACCAGCAAGUUACCCUAAAAAGAGAACACAGGAGUCAUUCGGAAGAAAAAUCAGAAAGUAUUUAAACACUUAUUUUAAUAGAUUAAGAUUAAAUUAUUUAUUUUCUUUAGUAAGAUUUAAUUUUAAGAAAUUAUGCCUAGAUUAAAUAAAAGAUCUGUUGUACAAAGUCGACUUGAAAAUAGAAGACGUAUGCAGAUUCUUCGGGCUAACUCAUUAUAUAGAGUUAGUGAGCAAUCACAUAAUACUCAAAGCCAUGCUAAUCGCAGAUUAGAUCCAGAAGUCCGCCUGUCAGAACAAAGUAUCAAUACAGUUCAACAUAGGACAAGGCGACAAAAUCAAGAGUUUCGGUCUGCUGAGCAAAGUAUAAAUACUGUUCAGCAAAGGUCUCGGCGGGAAGAUCCCGGAAUAAGGUUAGCUGAACAAAUCAUAGAUACCAAUCAGCAUAGAACCCGGCGACAAAAUCCUCAAUUUCGCUCUGAAGAGCAAAGUAGGAAUACCCGAGAACAUAGGUCACGGCGGGAGAACCCCGACGUUAGGUCUGCUGAGCAAAGUAUAAAUACUGUUCAGCAUAGGUCUCGGCGGGAAAAUCCCGAAAUAAGGUCAGCUGAACAAAUCAUAGAUACCAUUCAGCAUAGAACCCGGCGACAAAAUCCUCAAUUUCGCUCUGAAGAGCAAAGUAGGAAUACCCGAGAACAUAGGUCUCGGCGGGAAAACCCAGAGCUUAGGUCUGCUGAGCAAAGUAUAAAUACUGUUCAGCAUAGGUCUCGGCGGGAAAACCCAGAGCUUAGGUCUGCUGAGCAAAGUAUAAAUACUGUUCAGCAUAGGUCUCGGCGGGAAAAUCCCGAAAUAAGGUCAGCUGAACAAGUCAUAGAUACCAUUCAGCAUAGAACCCGGCGACAAAAUCCUCAAUUUCGCUCUGAAGAGCAAAGUAGGAAUACCCGAGAACAUAGGUCCCGGCGGGAGAACCCAGAUCUUCGGUCUGCUGAGCAAAGUAGAAAUUCAAGGCAACAUAGAAUUAGACGCCAAAACCCUAUUAUUCGGUCAAAUGAGCAGUCUCAUAAUACCAUAGUACACCGAGAACUUAGAAGAAAUCCUAACUAUAGACAUUUAGAGCGCAUACGUGAUCAAACACAAAGAGAACGUUCGAGAAGAAAUCCUGAAACAAGGAGAGAGGAACGUUAUAGAGAAACGCAACGACGACAGCUUAUCAGGAGGGGUGCAAGGGAACAAAUUUUAAAUCAGAGACGUCAACAACAAAAUCAGGUCCGUAUUCAUAGAGAAAACUUGGCAUAUAGGCAAAUUCAAAACGAAAGGCAGUCCCAACGAAAUAUAUUAAACAGAGAAAAUAAUGUCUCUGAUAUUUUUGCAAAUGGUGGCAUUUCAAGAGAUUUUCGAAGCAUUUAUUUUGAAAAUAUAAAGAAAGGUCCCACCGAAAUAUGUAUUUGCUGUGGGGGAUUAUGGUUUCCACAUCAAGUACGCAAGUUAAAUUUCGGAACUAUAACUCAAGUUCACCCAGAUGCUUCAUCUGCUUUCUUUUUAAAGCAAAAGUUUCCUUCUGAAGAUGGAAACUACAACUUUUGCUUAACUUGCAAAAAUGGGAUUACCAAAAAUAACAUACCAAAAAUAUGUUUGUUAAAUGGUCUAGACUUUCCGGAUAUACCAGAUUGUUUAAAAAAUUUAACCCCUAUUGAAGAAAGGCUAAUAAUGCCUCGAUUGCCUUUUAUGACCAUUCGUCCUUUGGGAUAUCAAGGCCAAAGUUCGAUUAAAGGUGCCGUUGUCAAUAUACCUAUUUCUGUUAAUAAUGUUGUGACAUCUCUACCGAGGACUUUUGAUCAAACUCAUGUGAUACAAAUUCACUUAAGAAGACGUAUGGAAUACAAUCAUGAUUAUAUGACUGAUACCAUACGGCCUGCGAAGGUUAUGGAAGCUUUGCGAUUCUUAGUGAAUACUCCUCUGUAUCGUGAGCAUAAUAUACACAUAAAUGAGAAUUGGAUUUCAGGCUUUAAUAACCAAGAAGAAGUUCCCUUUGUUGCAUCUGCUGAAGAUGAUAGAUUGGUUCAAUCUCUUUAUGAGGAACAGACUUCCCAUAAUAAUCACUCAGACAUUCCCAUAGCACCUGUACCUGCAGAACUAAACCCAGGUGGUCAAGAGACUCUUUUAGACAAUAUUCCUGUAGAAAACAUGGAAUAUAACCGUUUAGUUAUAGCGCCAGGGGAAGGUCAAAGGCCAAUUGACAUGGUUCAAGAUAAUAAUUCGGAAGAAUUGUCAUUUGGAACAAUAUACGUUGGGCAGAAACGUACAUGCUCUGAAACAUAUAGUAAGAUAGUACGUUCCGAAAUUCGCCGCUUUGACCGCAGAGCGUGUACCAUUCCAAAGUUGUUCUACGACUAUAAAAAAUUAGAAUUACUGCAAAUUAAGAAUAGUACAUCCAUUUGCCUUCGAAAGUUUUCUGGUCCUAACCGUGUUACGGCGCAAAAUGUAUUAAAUGAAAACUUUGUUCAAAACUUGAUUCAACAUGAUGACGGUUACAAAGUUUUGAAAGGUGUUAGAUCCUCUCCUGCUCACUGGGAAGCUGAGAAAAAAAAAGCAAUUGCAAUGAUUCGCCAAUUUGGGCUUCCAACCUUUUUCAUAACUCUAUCGUCUGCUGAAUCUCAGUGGGUUGAGCUGUUGGUUAUUCUGUCGAAAACUGUUGAUUCAAAAGAUAUUUCACAAGAAGAAGCCAACAUUUUAUCAACCCAAGAUAGAUAUCGCUUAAUCCGCUCAGAUGCGGUUACUUGUGCUAGAUAUUUUGAUUACCGUUACCGGCAAAUCCUUAAACUUUUUAAAGAUAAUACCGGCAUUUUUGGAACACAUUUUGUAAAAAACUAUUACUGGAGAGUAGAGUUUCAACAGAGAGGUUCUCCGCAUAUACAUGGCAUGUAUUGGCUUAAUAAUGCUCCCAAGAUCAACCUUCAAAAUCCUGAGACAUUCUCCGAAGUCAUUGAUUUCAUUGACACUUAUGUUUCAACAGAUGGUUCAGUAAGCCACUUGGAACAUUAUUUAGAUUAUCAAAAGCAUAAUCACAGUCGGUCGUGUACUAGAGAAAUAAGAGGACAACAAUUUUGUCGUUUUGGUAUACCAUAUCCACCAAUGCCUUGCACACAAAUAUUGCUUCCUUUUCCAGACACAACCCAAGAUUUGGAAAGGCAUAAGGAAAACUUUUCUAGAAUUCAAAAUGUUUUAAAUUCAACUCUGACUACAGAAGAUAUAUCGAAUUUAGAUAAUUUUGAAUAUUUCUUGAGCGAUAAUAGAAUAAACAUGUCUUUUGAUGACUAUUUGCUAGCUCUGAGAUCAAGCUUAUCGAAACCUAAAAUUUUUCUGAAAAGAAAAAUUAAAGAUCGAUUUAUAAAUGCUUAUAACCCUCUUAUUUUGGAACUCCAUAGGGCUAAUAUAGAUAUCCAAUAUAUACUGGAUGCAUAUGCUUGCUGUUCCUAUAUAAUUAAUUAUAUUAACAAAUCGAACAGAGGAAUUUCUAGGCUCUUAAAUGAAGCUAUAUCAGAAGUAAAUGCCGGAAAUUAUACAAUAAAGCAAAAACUUCAACAUAUAGGUCAUAAAUUUAUAUCAGGCACGGAAAUAUCUGCACAAGAAGCUGUUUAUUGCUGCAUUGGGCUUCAUCUUUCGGAAGCUAGUAAUGGAGAAAUAUUUAUAAAUACCUCACGACCGGAGGAACGUGUUCGAAUGGUAAAACCUAGGGCGGAACUUCAGAACCUUCCUUCAGACUCUACUGAAAUAUUUGUAGCUGGUAUUUUAGACCGUUAUGUGCAGCGGCCCGAUCAGUUAGAAACUGUUUGCUUAGCAGAUUUUGCAUCUAUGUUUAAAUUUGUGAAAUCCAAUAGAAUAGUGCAAGACAGUGAUCAUGAAGAAGAAGAGAGGGAAGAUAAUAACGUACCAGAUAUUGGGGUACCCAUUGCACUAAGAGACGGUAGCGGUUUUGUUAAAAAACGUACCAAACCAAUUAUUAUUCGGUACAGAAGGUUUAGUCCUGAUGUGACCAAAGAUGAGUAUUUCCGCGAAAUGGUAAUGCUUUUCUAUCCAUGGCGGAAUGAACAGCAAGAUCUUAUUGAAAAUGAUAAUGAGCUAACUUGUAUAACUCACCGUAUUUUAAUUGAGGGAAAUCGAAAAAAAUAUGAUGUUUUUGAUCAAAGAGAACUGGAAAAUGUCUUAGAAAGUCUUUAUAAUGAGACAGACCUAGAAGAAGCUGUGCAAAAUGAACUACCUGUUGUGGAAAAUGAGUUUCGGGUGUUAGCACUUCCAGAAAUAAGCCCUAAUAUUAAUUUGCUGGAUUUGCAUGGCGAACAUACAACAGAUAAUGGUACUGAAUCUGAUUGCAAUAUUAGGCUUAUUAAACUACCCCCUUUAAUUUCGGUUGAGGAACUAUUUUCUCUAGUUCAAGGUUUAAAUAUUAAGCAAAGAACAUACUUGACUCAUUUGAUGCAUCAGAUUAAAACAAAUCGACCAUUUUAUGAAUUCAUUGGGGGCGGAGCAGGUGUUGGAAAAAGUCGUUUGAUAUCUGCAAUAUAUCAAGCUCUUAACCAUCGCUUCAAUUCUACACCUGGAUCCAACCCAAGUUCUUUAAAAGUUCUCCUUUGUGCACCUACGGGUAAAGCAGCAUUCGGGAUAGGUGGACUGACACUUCACUCAAUAUUUUCUCUUCCUGUAAAUCAGCUGAAUAGAGAGUUGAGGCCCCUAAGCAGUGACAUAGUUAACUCUUUGUAUUCCAAACUUGCUGACUUAAAACUAAUCAUAAUUGAUGAAAUAUCAAUGGUGGGCGCUCGAAUGUUUAGCUAUGUUGAUGCUAGGCUUAAACAAAUUUUUAAAACAAACAACCCAUUCGGUGGCAUACCGAUUAUAGUGUUUGGAGAUUUGAAGCAACUCUCACCUGUUGGAGAUAGGUGGAUAUUUUCUUCUAACCCUAAUGAUGCUUACAGCACUUUAGUUGGUUCUCCUUUGUGGGACUUGUUCAAAUAUUUUGAAUUAACAGAAAUAAUGAGACAAAGGGACGAUCAAGCUUUUGCUAUUGCGUUAAACCAUAUGGCAUCUGGCACUAUGACAAAUGAUGAUAUAUCAUUAAUUCAAACUCGGGUAGUUAAUUCUGAAGAAGUCCCCGAUGAUGCGAUCCAUUUAUUUUGGUCAAACGAAGAGACAAAUAAUUUCAAUGCCCUUAAGCUCAGUCGAAUUACAACUGAAGCUAUUUCUUCAACUGCCAAAGACUCUGUAAGAGGAAUGGGUAUAGGUGAUCAACAAGAGAAUAUUUUGGAAAGAGUUCAACUUUUCAAAACUUCUGAAACACAGGGACUUCCUUAUGAGUUGACACUAAAAACCACUGCAAAAUACAUGAUUACAGUGAAUAUAAACACAUGUGAUGGUUUAGUUAAUGGGGCAACUGGAGAACUAAUGCAAAUUGAUUAUCCAGUAAUUCUUUGGAUUAAAUUCUUUGAACCUUCUGUUGGUUUGAUAGCACGAUCCAAAAAGCCUCAUCCUCUAGAAAGUUCUUGGACCCCAAUUGAAAAAGUUGUUAGAUCUUUUCAAUAUAAAAGAAAUGAGCAAAUUACAAUUGAAAGAAAUCAGUUUCCAGUUGUUCCAGCUGAGGGAAUAACUAUUCACAAAAGUCAGGGUGCUACAUAUAAUAAAGUUGUCGUUCAUACUCGACCCAGAAUGCCUAGAGCUUCGAUAUAUGUCGCUUGCAGUCGAGCUACUACGGCAGUAGGUCUUUUUAUUGUCGGAAAUUUUAUUCCUCCUAAUAAAUUUUCCGAAUCGGAUCCAGUAUUUAGGGAAAUGAUGGAAUUGAGCACAUCUAAAGCCCUGAUUACAAGUUUCAAUUUUAUGAUUUCUCGAUCAUCAGCACUUCAGAUUUUAUUUCAUAAUGUUCAGAGUCUCCACGCUCACAUUAACGAUAUAAAAGGCGACUGUCUGCUGCUAUCUUCAGAUAUUUUAUGCUUCGUAGAAACCUGGAGCAUUCCUGAUGAACAUUUUGAGAUACCAGGAUUUACUCUUAUAAACGAGCUGAGGAUAGAUAGCACUGAGACAAGCAACCGAAAUAAGCGGGGCCUUAUAAUUUAUGCAAAACAUAGUGUUGCCAGCUCUAUAGAACCGAAGAUUAUAAAGAAAAUUUAUUCAGGCCGCAAAGUUUUAGAAGCAGUUUUGUUUAAAUGUUUCAACAACAAUAUUCUGGUUCUUUACAGAAACUCAGCUUUUCCCCUCAGGCUUUUAAUUGCAGAACUUCAAGAAAUUCUUACUACAGAGUUGUGCAAUCAAAAUGUCUUAAUUGUUGGAGAUUUUAACAUUUGUUUGAAGUCUACAGGGUCUACAAUAAAAAAUCUUCUUCAAGAUAAAAACUUUAGUUCCCUGCUUAGUGUAGAAUAUUCAACUACACCUGUGGGGACGCAAAUUGACUGGGCAUUUUCAAACAUGGAUCAUUCUCAUGUUGAUGCUAUCACUUAUGAGACAGUGCAUAGCUAUCAUGAUGGUAUUUGUGUCUCUAUUUCGGACUAAGGCUAUGUACAAUAGUAUCUUUUUCACACAUAAGGGCAUUAGAAUAGGUUAAAAAUAUGACAUUAUGAAUUAAUAAAUAAAUAUUUAAACUAAGAAAUUUUAAAUCAUUUGUGUAAUUUGUUAAUAUUUAAGAAUUUGUAUAAAUAUAAGGUAGAAUUAAAAUAAUUUAAUAAAUCUUUCAAAAUUGUAAUAUUAUAUAAUAAAAUAUACAUUAUUAUAUAUUAAGAGAAAUGCAGUUUUUUGAAAAAA
Bactrocera dorsalis (oriental fruit fly) is the source of this 7706-nucleotide messenger RNA. RefSeq lists its product as uncharacterized. The record is from RefSeq and is a predicted model, not a curated record. The transcript is spliced from 2 exons. The coding region runs from base 1059 to 7457 and encodes 2132 amino acids. Gene Ontology annotation, molecular function: DNA helicase activity. NCBI's taxonomy places the organism in Eukaryota, Metazoa, Arthropoda, Insecta, Diptera, Tephritidae. Gene Ontology annotation, biological process: DNA repair; telomere maintenance.